This is a messenger RNA of Telopea speciosissima, 1138 nucleotides long. RefSeq names its product salutaridine reductase-like. Gene Ontology annotation, cellular component: membrane. Gene Ontology annotation, molecular function: oxidoreductase activity, acting on the CH-OH group of donors, NAD or NADP as acceptor. Bases 69 to 968 code for a protein of 299 amino acids. Lineage: Eukaryota; Viridiplantae; Streptophyta; Magnoliopsida; Proteales; Proteaceae. The record is from RefSeq and is a predicted model, not a curated record. The transcript is spliced from 5 exons.
UCCUGAGGUAACAUCAGUGAAUCUGAUUAUAAGUAAAGUUCAUCUGGAGCACUUUUUCAACAUCCAAAAUGCUAGAAACCAACACAGAUUCUGCAACAAAGAGAUUGGCAGUUGUUACAGGUGCUAAUAAGGGGAUUGGAUUGGAGAUAUGUCGACAGUUAGCCACAAUUGGCGUUACAGUUGUGUUGACAGCUAGAGAAGAGAAGAAGGGUGUUGAAGCUGUUGAGAAGCUCAAAGGGUCUGGACUCUCAAAUGUGGUUUUUCAUCAGCUUGAUGUGACAAACCCUGCAAGUAUUGCUUCUCUGGCUGAUUUCAUCCAAACCCAGUUUGGAAAGCUUGAUAUCUUGGUGAACAACGCGGGAGUUAAUGGAAUUAAAUUAGAUGAUGAUGCUUACAGGGUCUUGAUGGCAGCGGAUGAUCCUCAAGAAGUUAGGACAGCAAAAUACAUUGAACUAGUCACACAGACGGCACUGACCCAUGAAGUAGCUGAAGCAUGUGUGCAAGCAAACUACUAUGGCACCAAAAGAGUGACUGAAACACUUCUUCCCAUCCUUCAGCUAUCUGAUUCACCAAGAAUAGUUAAUGUUUCAUCAUCUCUGGGGAAGCUACAGAAUGUCACUGACACAUGGGCUAAAGAAGUGCUAAGCAAUGACGAUGGCCUCACAGAAGAAAGAGUGGAUGAUGUGUUGAACAAGUUUCUAAAGGAUCUCAAGGGGAAGCAAGGCUGGUCUGCCUACAUAAUGACUAAAGCAGCUAUGAAUGCCUACACAAGGAUCCUGGCAAAGAAGUUCCCCAAAUUUCGCAUAAAUUGUGUCUGCCCUGGUUCUGUCAAAACUGACCUUAACCACCACUGUGCUGGGCAGUUUACUAUUGAACAAGGUGCAGAAGGUCCAGUGAAGUUGGCUUUGUUUCCUGAUGAUGGCCCUUCUGGCCUUUUCUUUUUUCAUUCAGAAGUAUCCACCUUUUAAUCGAAUGAGGAGAGCUGGAAUUACCUUGUUGAUGUCAUAUACAACUCUUUAUUCCUUCUAUGCUAAGCAACUUUCUUCUAAUGAGAAAAUAAAGUAAGCCACAACUGGUAAUAGAAAAAUAUAAUUUCGAGUUUCAUUUGUUAUCGAAAUUAGAUUAGGUUCUUUAGCUA